This is a messenger RNA of Sinocyclocheilus grahami, 2986 nucleotides long. Its product is annotated as transmembrane protease serine 4-like. Gene Ontology annotation, molecular function: serine-type endopeptidase activity; protein binding. Gene Ontology annotation, cellular component: membrane. Gene Ontology annotation, biological process: proteolysis. The transcript has 11 exons. The record is from RefSeq and is a predicted model, not a curated record. Lineage: Eukaryota; Metazoa; Chordata; Actinopteri; Cypriniformes; Cyprinidae. The coding region runs from base 232 to 1539 and encodes 435 amino acids.
GUGAUAACUAAGGAGUCCCUAAACACUGCUAGUGUCUAGUGAGCUGCUAGUCAUGAUUCACUAAUUAGAACUGUAGGAAACUGAUACCAUAUAAAUCUAUUCGUAAUAUACUUAGCCAUAGAAAAUUGUUAGUAUUAGUGAAGUCUCACACAGUUAAAGAACGGGCAACGUGUCUAUAUUGAAUUACAGGACCAGCAAAAUCCACUGAUUUGGCUAGAUUUCUAGUUUCUCAUGGCCCUAAAGCUGAAACGAAGGCGAGAAUUAAGCACACUGAGGACUGAGGAGAGCAGAGCACGCUGGAGAUUGGCCGUUAUCACUGUGUGCUGUGUGCUAGUCAUACUAGCAACCUUAAUAGUGGGGUUGUACUUUACCAUUAAGAUGGUGAAUACCAAGUUUUUCUUCUGCUCUGGCUCACUGAAGUUCAUUUCAAUAGAAAAGGUAUGUGAUAGAAAGGCUGACUGUGCAGGCCGUGAGGACGAAAUCUCAUGUGUAUCCAAACUGCAGACCAAUGACACACAUCCAGUGAGGCUGAUGGGGGAGAGACUGGUCCUGCAGGUGUUUGUUAAUAAGGAUGGAUGGAGAACAGUGUGUGCUGAUAACUGGAGGACGAAGCACACGAGGUUAACCUGUGAACAACUGGGCUAUACAGCGAGUCCACGAAGUACACGAGUCCCGGUGAAGAGUCUACUUUUCAACUCUCACAAUGCAUUUGCUACAGUCAGCAAUGACUCCACACACUCUGACAUCCAGAGUUUACUCUCAGUUGGUGACAAAUGUCUCUCUGGCUCAGUGGUGUCUGUGUCCUGCUCCGACUGUGGAGAGGUGGUGGGAGAGGACCGUAUUGUUGGUGGGGUGGACACAGAAAUCGAACACUGGCCGUGGCAGGUUAGUCUUCAGUGGAACCACCAGCAUGUUUGUGGAGGAGCAUUACUGUCCAGGCGCUGGAUCAUAUCAGCUGCUCACUGUUUUACAGGCCAGACACGGGAGCUGAGACGAUGGACCGUGGUGUUGGGUCAGACCCAAGUGGCUGCAUCCAGGGGUGUUGGCAGCAUAGAGAUGAUUGUUGUCCACAGUUACUACAGCCGCUUGAGUAAUGACUAUGAUAUCGCCAUGCUAAAACUCACCUGGCCUGUCACUGUUGGGGAAUCGAUCUUGCCAGUUUGUUUACCCCCACACCAGCUGUCUGUGAAGGAGAUGCUUGUGGUGACUGGAUGGGGAUUGUUAAAGGAGAAAGGUGAGCUGCCCUCUGUGCUGCAGAAAGCUUCAGUGCCACUGAUUGACAGGUCAGAGUGUUCCAAGCCCUCUGUUUAUGGUUCUGCCAUAACUCCCAGAAUGCUUUGUGCUGGAUUCUUCGACGGAAACAUAGAUGCGUGUCAGGGGGACAGUGGGGGUCCACUGGUGUACCUGUCAUCUCGUUGGCAGUUAAUGGGUAUAGUGAGUUGGGGAGUGGGCUGUGCACGGGAUGGAAAACCUGGCGUUUACACGGAUGUUAGUCAACUUCUCAACUGGAUCUACACUGUAAUGAAGAGACGUCCAUGAGAAGGUGAACCAUGGACACAUCACUUCAUGCUUUUGUGACACAAGAGGAAAGACAACAAAUCACCUCAGUGUUACUACAGAAAUCUACGUUCUUGAAUCUGGAUAUUGAUACAUUUUAUAAUUAAUUUGAUUAAUUUAACACGAAUAUUAUAUCAAAACAUCAUGCUUUUUUUAGUCUCACUAGUCGCAUUAUGGCAGUUUUCCAGUCAAUACUGUAUGCUCAUUGUAAAGCUAAAGUACUCCAAGUGUUUUAAUUUUUUUUCUAACCAAAUGCAUUUAGAAAGCUAAAUAAAUAAAUUAAAACAAAGCUCUUACUUGAUUCAUUUACCAGUCCAGCACACAUCACAACCUUUAUUUUAUCCAAAACAUUUUAUUUUAGUUGCUGCUUAUAAUAAAGAAAUCUAAUAUGCAUGACUGUGCAAUCCAAUGGGGAAUAACAGGCCUGCACACUGGCUUAAGGAAACAAUGGAAUUCUGGAUUGUGGGCUGAGUGGACCAUCUAUGAUACAGCAUGUUUUACAGGGACUGAUGUCAAACAAUGUCUACUGUCUGUAGAUCUGGAUUGAAGUAAAUUCCAAGUUAGUCAUUUUCCAAACCAUAACUCCUCCAAGGCAUUGUUCCUUCUGACUCUGUGGGCUUGAGUCCUUGAGGCCUCUAUUCUCCUUGGUUUUACAUUUGUCUCAACAGUCUGGUGUAGCUCAGUGUUCGUAAAGCAUCUGAACGUAUCUGAUCCAGCUUCUUUUUUUAUUUUAUUUUUUUAAACAUAGCUGCAGUGGUACUCUGAUGCUUUAACACUGUACAAUUUGCAUGCAAAUUACUGUAAAAACAACAUUUAUAGAAGUUGUACAUUUUACAGAAGUUGCACAUCGAAUUUUAUUCAAAAGCAACAAGUUUGGGUGUAUCAAUUUAAGAUACGUUACCAUCCGUCUGAGUGAUUUAAAGGAUAAACAGAGUAACUGAAUGAAUUCAAACCAGCAAUCCACAUUUUAAUUGGUUUCUCCCACAUUCUCUAUUACUGCUUUUGUAUCUGGCAUUUCCUCCAUUCUAGUUUUCCACAGGUGAGCUGCCCUCAACACUGCAGAAAGCUUCACAUAAGUGUGAACAGACACACACCACCAUCAAGAUAAUUGUUUUUGGCCAUAGGUGUUUGUGAGGUGUCAGACAGAAAUUUACUUCAAAUUCCAAUACCACAACAUGAGAUAUAUUUACAGAGAAAUACAGCUUUUUAGGAAAAACUUUCAAUUCAAAUAAUGGUGAAAACUUCCCCUUUGAACUGUCAUAUUAGUCUGUGGUUUGGUUGAAAAAUUAGGCCAUGGCUACCGCCAAGCCUGACAAAUAAUAAUCCAACCAAAACUGGUGCGGUAUGUUGUUAAUAGUGCAUUAAUAAAACGAAGACAGCAAAGAUAAUAUUAAUUAGAAGACCAAAGAUCCUGAAGCCAAAUUACAAG